This is a messenger RNA of Leguminivora glycinivorella, 2750 nucleotides long. RefSeq lists its product as uncharacterized. NCBI's taxonomy places the organism in Eukaryota, Metazoa, Arthropoda, Insecta, Lepidoptera, Tortricidae. The coding region runs from base 1 to 1053 and encodes 350 amino acids. The transcript has 7 exons. The record is from RefSeq and is a predicted model, not a curated record.
AUGCCGGACGCACUACAAUGCUUCGGCAGCCGCAAGAGCAUCCUCAGAAUAUUGUUAUACUGCACUCUCAGUGCGUUAUAUGCCCUCUGGGUAAACGCUACCCACAGGCUGACAGUAGGCUUUAAAAAGCGUCAACUUGACCUGUUCAUUACACUUUGCAAACCUGCGGGCAAGCAUAUUGCCACGCACUGCCAUCGCCCUUCUCUCCCUCUCCAGAUCCAAGUCAUCCUUAAGGUCCUCCAAUGUGUAGCAGUCAACAUAAAGCGGCUAGAAGUCCCGCCACUAGUGGAGCUGGGCACCGAUCACGUUAUCCUGGACUGCGAGCACGACGCCCCGGAACUGCUGCCGGGGUUCAUGAUGAAGUGGUUCUUCAACGGCGCCUCGGGGCUCGUGUACCAGUGGAUACCGCCCAUGCGGCCGCAGGUCAUAGGCUUGUUGAAAGGGAAGGUCGAUCUCAACUUUAGGAUAUCUGAGGAGCCGCUACAAGCGUACAGAGCCAUCAAAAUCUUGAACCCGUCGACACACCUGAGUGGGAACUACACGUGCGUGGUGUCCACGUUUGAGGAGGAGGAUCGAGAGACCAGUUCCAUGCUCGUUUACAGUCCAGGCAAGAACUUCCACUUCGUACAGGAGAAAAAAUACGUGUUUCUGGUGACGCUCACAUGCGCCGCGGAAGAUUUGUACCCCAGGCCGACCAUGAUCAUACUCUCGAAAGGAAAUCCCCUAAAGCAAGUGGAGACCCGAACAGAGAUGGACUCGUGGGGCAUGUACACACUCACCAGCACUGCCGUCGUGCACGAUGACGAUGUUUCUCGGCCUUGGGAGCAGUUCGUGUGUCUGCUGACCCUGCCGCCCGCCAACUAUACCACUAAUCGAACCACUUUAUACUAUCCUGGUUUAAUGCCGACUGCCUACAGUGCAGCUAUCGAGGUGGUGAAACCACAGGAGAGGCAUACUAACAGAUGCCCCGCUCUGAAAGAUCAUCGCGACAGCCUAACUCUUUCAGUGGUACUUCUCGUUGUUUCAUAUUUAAAACUUUUCAAACUUGUUUGAACGUUGAAAUAUUAUACUAAGCCCUAUUUUGGAAGCUCUGUCUGUUUUAUACUAUUGAUGUAAAUAACUAUGCAUUAAAUUUUCAAGUGCUGGGGGCCGAUUUUUGAAUCUCGAUUGCACGACUUCGCCAUUCGAAAGUAAGCAGAAAACGGUGAAUAGCAUUUUUUUGUAAAACGAGCGCUAGAAUUUUUAAAUCUAGUGCUUUUUCGAUUUUGUUAGUAGAGUUUAAAUCGCCGGUAGUGAGGGUAUGAUUUAAUGAAUUUGACGAAAUCGAAUGGAAGACAUUAAAAAUCUGUUCCCUGUUAAUUUAUUAUGUGAAUGGAUAUGAAAAGAUUGUAACGUAACAAAUGAAUGUUAUGUUCAAGAUUUAACAAAACAUUAUUAUUAUUCAGGUUUUUUUUUUAAUUGCCUAAAUAGAGUCCCACUGCUGGGCAAAGGCCGCCCCUUCCUUUCUCCACUCCUCACGGUUUGACGCCCGCUCUUGCCAGUAGCUGCAAAAUAUGACGAGGUCGUCCCGCCAUCCUCUUCUUUGGUCUACCUCUGCCCCGGCAAAUUUUUAGGUACAAAAAAAAAGACGCUUUUUUUUAAUGUGGACUUUGUUAACUAAAAUACUUUUUCAAAUUAUGUACUUGCCACAUAAAUAUGGUGACAAAUGUUGUUGGUACCAUUUUAAUUUACUCGUCUUUCGAAUUGAUUCGUAUGCCAAUGUGUUCAAAAAACUACAAUUUCCUCAUCAAAAUAGUCUUAUGUAGAUUUAACACGCAUAAUACAAUGUUUUUUAUCAUAUUUUGGGCACUUACCGUGUCGAGUACGGGUAUGUUUACCUUAUAAGAAGAAUGCAAAAUUAUAAACAUUUUAUGUUAUAUUUUAUAUUAUAUGUUUCUUGCUUACAAAGGUUGUUGGAAUACUUUGUAUUUUGUACUGGUAUGUUCUGUUAAUAAGGAUAGAGAACGACAUCAUUUGUUUGUGUAUAUAUUUUUGUCGCGAAAUACCAGGAAGAAAAUGGCGCGCUCGGUAACUUGAGGUAUUUAUGAAAUAUGUUGUUACUGUGUAACUAUCUAAGUAUGUUACAGUAUUUUAGCCAUGUUUCCUAAAGACUAACUGCUCUAAAGCCAUGCAUAGUUUGUUCAAGCGUAACGUCAACAAAUUAGAAUCCUAGGCCAUUCAAAACCCUGCCGUAUUGACACCGUGAUUUAUUUUCUAUAGAAGUCAGUUCGACUUUUACUGUGAAAGGGUUUUACAAAGGCCUAGGAUUCAGAUUGGUUGACUGGUACGUAACAAUUGUGCCGACUUUAGAUGCAAUCACAGUGCCCAUUUUCCUCUUAGGUGCUUGUUUAUUGACCCAAGAUGUAUCCCUUUCUUUGUUUUUAUUUAUUUUCCAUUUUGUUUUUAAAUGGAGAAUAUGUUUUUAUUAUUAAGUGGUUAACCACUUCCCUCUUAAAUCAAUUCAUAAACCUAUUCAAUAUAUGUAAAUGUUUAAUGUCAGCUCCAAAAAUCUCGGCCCAAGCCCUCCUACAACUACACUUACAACUCUUCUGGGCAGCUCUACUGUGCUCCGUGCUGUCGGAAUUUCAUAACCAAAUUCGGAUUUGCAAGUCACGCUCGUGCUCAUGCUCGUAACAAUUUAGUUUCAUAAAUAGUAAUAAUAAAUUGAUUAAAAUUGUCAGGAUGUCGCCGUCGACGGAUACGUCUGGGAG